Metopolophium dirhodum (rose-grain aphid) is the source of this 3369-nucleotide messenger RNA. RefSeq lists its product as uncharacterized. Gene Ontology annotation, molecular function: nucleic acid binding; zinc ion binding. The transcript is spliced from 7 exons. Lineage: Eukaryota; Metazoa; Arthropoda; Insecta; Hemiptera; Aphididae. The record is from RefSeq and is a predicted model, not a curated record. Gene Ontology annotation, biological process: DNA integration. The coding region runs from base 1 to 3369 and encodes 1122 amino acids.
AUGACGAAUACAGCGGACGACUCUCAAGGAGAAACAUCAAACCAAGGUGAAUUAAAUGUUUUAAAUAAUUCUCAAAGGGGUUCUUUUGUUGGACAAAUGAGCCAAAUCACAGAAUUUAAACUUGAGGAAGAGGAUUUUUCUAAUGUUAAAGUUAAAAAUUGUUGUAAAAAAUUAAAAUUGUAUGUUAUUGAAAAUGGUGGUCCUCCUAUAAUAGGAAGAGAUUGGCUUGGGGAGUUUGACAUUUUUUCUUCCAAAUUAGGCAAUAACUCAUUGGCAUGUGAUGAUAUUAGUAAGUUGUUUCCUUCAGUAUUUAAAGAUACUUUGGGUUGUUACAAACUCAAAGAAUUUGAAUUAUAUUUAAAAGAGGAUGUUGUUCCUAUUUUUUGUGAACCUAGAGUUUUACCUUUCGCUCUCAAAGAUAAAGUGAGUGAGGAACUUGAUAGAUUGGUUAAGGAAGAUAUUUUGGUGGCAGUUGAAACGUCUGAGUGGGGAACUCCGAUAGUGCCUGUUAUUAAAGCAGUUUGGUCGAUUAGACUAUGUGAUUUAUCUCAAGCUUACCAACAGUUACCUUUAAGUAUGAAUAGUCAAAAAUUGACUACCAUUUCUACACAUAAGGGAUUAUUUAUGUAUAAGAGAUUACCUUAUAGAGUAACUUCUGCUCCUGGGAUUUUACAAAGAGAAAUGGAAAGUAUGUUGAGUGGUUGUGAAGGUGUUGGUUGUUUUUUUGAUGAUAUAGUUAUUUCAGGUAUUGAUAAGCCAGAAGUUAAUGAAAGAUUACAUAAAGUUUUGAGGAAGUUGGAUUCUGCAGGGUUAACAGUGCGCAAAGAGAAAUGUGAAUAUUAUAAGACUAAAAUCACUUUUUUAGGUUAUUCUAUUGAUGAGAAAGGACUUCAUAUUCCUACUGAUAGAAUAAAAGCAAUUUCAGAGGUACCUACUCCAAAUAAUAUUCAUGAAUUAAAAGCUUUUUUGGGACUUGUAAACUAUUAUGGUAAAUUUGUACCUAACAUGUCUACUGUAGCGAGCCCUCUAUACGCAUUAUUAAGAAAUAAUAUUAAAUUUAUAUGGGGAAAAGAGCAGAAAAAAGGAUUUGAUGAAAUUAAAAAAAUAUUAUUGUCCAAUAAGGUUCUAAUUCAUUAUAAUACUGAUUUAGAAUUGAUAUUAGCUUGUGAUGCUAGUCCAGUGGGCCUAGGAGCGGUGUUAUCACAUAGGUUACCUGAUGGUAAAGAUAAACCUAUUGCUUUUACUUCCAGAACUUUAACAAAGAGUGAACAAGGCUAUUCGCAAAUUGACAAAGAAGCUCUUGCUUUAGUAUAUGGUGUUAAAUAUUUUCACCAAUUUUUGUAUGGUAGGAAAUUCAUAUUAAGAACGGAUCACAAGCUGUUAAUUAGUAUCUUUGGUGAGGGUAAAGGGAUUCCUACAAUGGCGUCUCACAGGUUACAGAGAUACGCUAUAUUUUUGUCUGGAUAUUCUUUUACAAUUCAAUUUAUUAAAGGAUCAGAUAAUGGUAAUGCAGAUGCGUUAUCUCGUUUACCAUUAAUUAAAUCGGAUAAAAUUAAUUUUGAAGAAUCAGUAUCAGAUUUAGAUAUUUGUAAGGAAGUUAAGAGGGAUUUGGCUCUUAAAGAAGUUUUUCUUAAAGUUUUUACUGGUAAUUGGCCAGAUAACAUAAAAAAUAUUUCUGAUGAAUUGAAACCUUAUUAUUAUAGGAAAAAUGAGUUAGCAAUCGAACAAGGAUGUCUUAUGUGGGGGCAUAGGUUGAUUAUACCAACAAAAUUCAGGAAGGAGUUGUUACAGGAAUUACACAGUACGCAUUUAGGGAUUGUCAAAAUGAAAAAUCUUGCUAGAUCUUAUGUGUGGUGGCCUAAGAUUGAUAAUGAUAUUGAAAAAAUAAUAAAAGAAUGUGAAAAAUGUUUGGCAUACAGUGAUAAUCCGCCUAGGUCAGUUUUACGUAGUUGGCCAUGGCCAGAAGGCCCUGCCCAAAGAGUUCAUUUGGAUUUUAUGGGUCCAGUAAAUGGAAAUAUGUUUGUAUGUGUUAUUGAUGCUUAUUCUAAAUGGGUUUUUAUUAAAUACAUGAAAAAUAUUACAACAUUUUCAACAGUUAAAGUAUUGAAAGAAUAUUUUUCAUUGUGGGGCAUUCCUGCUAAACUAGUCACAGACAAUGGUCCAUCGUUAUGUUCUGAGGAUUUUGAAUUAUUUUUGAAAAACAAUGGGGUUUUUCAUAUUAAGACUUCACCAUACAACCCCUCAUCUAAUGGUGCAGCUGAAAAUUUGGUUCGCAUUUUUAAGAAUUAUUUAAAGAAAUGUUCUCAAAAUUCAGAUUUAGAAACUAAUAUUUAUAAAUUUAAUUUAUCUUACAAUAGUUCUAAACAUGGUGCUACUGGAGUAAGCCCUGCUGAAUUACAUUUGGGUAGAUCAUUAUUUACUUCAUUGGAUAGGUUACUUCCUUUCGCAAAAAGUAAAUAUGAUAAAAAUUUAGAAAAUGCAGCUAGGAAUAACAGAGGUGGUAGAGAGAAAAAGUUUGAUAUUAAUGAUAAAGUUAUGUGUAAGAAUUAUGGGAAAGGUGAGAAAUGGUUACCAGGAGUAAUUCUUAAGAUUUUAUCUCCAGUAACAUAUUUAGUUAGUGUUAAUGGUUUUUGCGUUUGGAAACGUCACAUUAAUCAAAUAAUUGGGAGAAUGGAGUCUCAGGAUAGAGUGUUAGUAGUUCCUUUGCAGGAGAAAGGAAUAAGUGAUAUUGGUAUUAGUGAAGUAGUGGGUGAAAAGGUUGAGGACUUACAAAAGAGGGAAGGUGAAUUGAUUGAUGAAGAGAUAAGUUUGGGUAAAGAGUUGUUGGAGCCAACCAGAUUUAAAUCUAUUAUUAGUAGUGGCUUUUCUGAUAAUGUCCAGAGUAAAGGAAAACUGUUAGUGAAAAGUCACCAUGUGAUAAACGUUAAAGAAAUAUUAUUAGGUAACAAUAGUCAAAUUAAUGGCCAUGUUAUACGGCAAGCUUCAGUUACGUUGCAUCCAUAUCUAGUGAAACUCGUAGUUAAUGGGUCUAACAGAGAUGUUGUAGAAGCUGUAUGUCAAUGUCCAGCAGGUAUUGGUGGAAAAUGCAAACAUGUAUAUGCAUUAACACAUUAUAUAAAUACAGAGAGUGGUCAUUCUAAAACAAGUGAUCGAUGCGAAUGGAAUGAACCCAAAAUUUCAAAGGCAGGAAAAGAAAAAUAUUGUAAGGGUAAAAGAAUAGAGGAACUAUUUCCACCUAAGUCUGAUAAGUUGACACAGUGCACCCAUACAAACACAAUUUCUAAUUUCAUAACACCAUCUUUGUUUAAAAUUGUCUAUGAUGAAGAAAAAAAAUCAGAGUAUUCUGCAGAGCGUAUAACAAAUGCAUGA